CAUAGUAAAUCAGUACAUAAUAUAAACUUAAAAGUAGGAUCAUUCUUAAUACUUGUGUAAUACUAGAAUUCAGAAAAUUUCUGUUAUCUGAUUAAUUUAUGCAAAACUCUCACAACAAUCGACUAUUUAGUAGAUUGUAUCGUGUCACUUAUCUCUUAAUAUAAAUGAGCAGCACAAACCCGAAAUUUUAUUAGACAUGGCUCAAACAGAUGUAACAUUAACCCAAAGAUGUCUUUGGAUGUCACAUGUCCUAUUCCAACAGUGUGUUGCAGUGAUUGUAACAGUUAUUUUAAGCACAGUUAUAGUCAAUCUCGACAUAAACAACAUUGGAACAUGGCACAUUAUUUUAUGCACACUAGGGUACGCCUUCUUCAUGGCUGAGGCAAUUGUGGUUUUCGCAAAAUCGAGUUUUAUUACAGUAUCCCUAAAACGAAAAUUUCACGGAUACAUACACGGUGUUUUAAUGGGGUGUGCCAUCAUUUGCGUUACCAUCGGAAUAUCACUGAAGAUUUACCAGAAGAGCACACAUUUCAAAUCCAAUCACGCAAUAACAGGUCUCGUUUCCUGGAUAUUGGGCCUGGUAGCUACUUUUGGCGGUGUGGCAGCAGCAAACGCCAUACAUUUUAAAUCCUUUAUCCGUCCGGUAUGGAUCAAGUUCUUCCACAAUUUUUUGGGGAUCGCCUCAUACAGCAUCGGAAUGGCUUCGUUGGCGCUUGGUUUGUACAAAGGAUCGAUUAAAAUGUACACACAGGACGAAACCAGAACAGCCAUGGUGUGGGUUAUUGGAAUCUUGACGGUUUACAGUCUUCUCGAAGCUUUUAAAUCGCUCUUCUUUCAAAUAAAGAAUGCUAUAUUUAAAUGACAAUCGAAUGUAUUUAUUUAUUUUUCUUAGUAAUAAAUGAUUUUUUUUU
This is a messenger RNA of Aethina tumida (small hive beetle), 911 nucleotides long. Its product is annotated as transmembrane reductase CYB561D2-like. The transcript is spliced from 3 exons. The coding region runs from base 197 to 862 and encodes 221 amino acids. Gene Ontology annotation, molecular function: transmembrane monodehydroascorbate reductase activity. The record is from RefSeq and is a predicted model, not a curated record. NCBI's taxonomy places the organism in Eukaryota, Metazoa, Arthropoda, Insecta, Coleoptera, Nitidulidae.